AAACGUAUUUUUCCUCAGUCGAGUCAGCAGUUUUCAAGCAACUGCGUCUGGCUGUGUUUCUUGUUACAAAUUGUUUAUAAUUUCAAGUGCUGCGUAAAUCGAUUAAAAUAAAAAUAUAUUAAAUAGUUUAUUAAUUUAAGGAAACACUAGCAGAGUCAUAGUGAUAGAAUGUACGGCAUUGAUAAUUAUCCAAAAAAUUAUCAUGCCAGUGGCAUUGGCCUUGUCAAUUUGGCAGCCCUGGGCUACAGUAAGAAUGAAGUCAGCGAUAAUGCGCAGAGCAAACCGAAAUCGGGCUUGUAUCCCUCGUUGCCGUACCCUUCAUCGGAAUCCGUGGGUGGCAUGCCAUAUGUGGUAAAGCAAACGGUGCAGGCACAGAAUGCUGCGUAUCAGGGUGCCAGUAUGGGCAUGCCACCGUCAUCGGCGACGCCGUAUCCGAGUUCCGGCUUAUACCCGAACUUGCCAUCUGCUCCGUUGCCGUAUCCAUCGACGCCGUUGGCGCCCAUACCGAGUGCUUCACCGUAUCCGAGUGCCACGCCGUAUCCCAGUGCUACGCCCUAUCCCAGUGCAACACCGUAUCCCAGUGCCACGCCCUAUCCGAGUGCCACGCCUUAUCCCAGUGCAGGAUAUCCAUCGUUGCCAUAUCCCACUGGCGGGGGAAUGGGUAUGCCGGGCAUGCCCAUGCCAUAUGCGCCACUGCCCAGCAGUCCGGCACCACAGGGCUAUCCAUCGAUGCCAAUGCCAUCGGCACCAGCGGCCAGUGCACCCACCCAAGAGGAAGAGCCCUCCGUGGGCAUUACGGAGUUGCAGUUCACGAGCGUCAAAGUGCCGGAGAAUCAGAACAUGUUCUGGAUGGGACGCAAGGCGACGAGCACGCGCCAGAAGAGCAUCCAGGGUGAGGACUUUUCCACACUACGGGAAUCCUGUGUGGGCAAUGGCACCUUGUUUGAGGAUCCCGAUUUUCCGGCCAACGAUGCCUCGUUGAUGUUCUCCCGGCGUCCAGAUCGCUACAUCGAAUGGUUGCGUCCCGGCGACAUUGUCGACGAUCCGCAAUUCUUUGUCGAGGGCUAUUCCCGGUUCGAUGUGCAGCAGGGAGAACUGGGCGACUGUUGGUUGUUGGCCGCAGCGGCAAAUCUAACGCAGGACUCGAAGCUAUUCUUCCGUGUGAUACCGCCGGAUCAGGACUUCCAGGAGAACUAUGCGGGCAUAUUCCAUUUCAAGUUCUGGCAAUACGGCAAAUGGGUUGAGGUCGUCAUCGAUGAUCGGCUGCCCACAUACAACGGCGAGCUGAUCUACAUGCACUCCACGGAGAAGAAUGAGUUCUGGAGUGCGCUGCUGGAGAAGGCAUACGCCAAGUUACAUGGCUCCUAUGAGGCUCUGAAGGGUGGCACCACUUGCGAGGCCAUGGAGGACUUUACGGGCGGCGUCACCGAGUGGUACGACAUCAAGGAGGCGCCUCCAAAUCUCUUCAGCAUUAUGACCAAGGCAGCGGAGCGUGGCUCCAUGAUGGGUUGCUCCCUGGAGCCGGAUCCGCAUGUGCUGGAGGCAGAGACGCGCGAGGGAUUGAUUCGUGGACAUGCCUACUCCAUUACCAAGGUCUGUCUGCUGGACAUUUCGACGCCCAAUCGACAGGGCAAGCUGCCCAUGAUACGCAUGAGGAAUCCCUGGGGUAACGAUGCCGAGUGGAGUGGUCCCUGGAGCGACAGUUCACCCGAGUGGCGCUUCAUACCGGAGCACCAGAAGGAGGAGAUUGGCUUGAAUUUCGAUCGCGAUGGCGAAUUCUGGAUGUCGUUCCAAGACUUCCUCAAUCAUUUUGAUCGUGUGGAGAUUUGCAAUCUGUCGCCGGAUUCGUUGACCGAGGAACAGGAGCACAGUUCGCGUCGCAAGUGGGAGAUGUCCAUGUUCGAGGGUGAAUGGACAUCGGGCGUUACAGCGGGAGGAUGUCGUAAUUUCCUGGAAACCUUUUGGCACAAUCCACAGUAUAUUAUCACGCUGGAGGAUCCGGAUGAGGAGGACGACGACGGCAAGUGCACGGUGAUUGUGGCUCUCAUGCAGAAGAAUCGUCGCAGCAAGCGCAACGUGGGCAUCGAUUGCCUGACCAUUGGAUUUGCCAUUUAUCAUCUGACGGAUCGCGACAUGGAGUCGAAACCGCAGGGUAUCAAUUUCUUCAAGUAUCGCGCCUCAGUUGCCCGCUCUCCGCAUUUCAUAAACACACGUGAGGUCUGUGCUCGCUUCAAGCUGCCUCCUGGACACUAUUUGAUUGUGCCCUCGACGUUUGAUCCCAACGAGGAGGGCGAGUUCAUCAUACGCGUCUUCUCCGAGACAAUGAACAACAUGGAGGAGAACGACGAUGAGGUGGGCUUCGGCGAGACAGAUGAUCGCAUUGCGCCUGCUCUGCCACCACCCACGCCCAAAGAGGAGGACGAUCCUCAACGCAUUGCCCUCAAGCGUCUCUUUGACAGCGUUGCAGGCGAUGAUGAGGAGGUGGAUUGGCAGGAGCUGAAACGCAUACUGGAUCACUCGAUGCGCGAUGUUAUGGUGGGCACCGAGGGCUUCUCCAAGGAUGCCGUGCGCUCCAUGGUCGCCAUGCUCGACAAGGAUCGCUCCGGACGUCUUGGAUUCGAUGAGUUUGAAGCUCUGCUUACGGACAUUGCCAAGUGGCGUGCCGUCUUCAAGUUGUACGACACUCGUCGCUCCGGCAGCAUCGAUGGCUUCCAUCUGCGCGGUGCUCUCAACUCGGCAGGUUAUCAUCUGAACAAUCGCCUGCUCAAUGCCCUGGCCCAUCGUUAUGGUUCUCGGGAGGGCAAGGUGCCCUUCGAUGACUUCCUCAUGUGCGCCAUCAAGGUGAAGACCUUCAUUGAGAUGUUCCGCGAACGAGACACUGAUAAUUCCGAUACGGCAUUCUUUAACCUGGAUGAUUGGCUGGAACGCACCAUUUACUCGUAAAGAGAACAGAAUAGGAAAAGGAGGAGAAGGACAAAGUUCAUAUAUGAUCAAAUUUAUACUAAUCUAAUCCUAAGUGCCACGUUUACUUAUGAUGCGCAUGCAUUGAUGAUGAUGAUUAUCAACUAACAGCUCCAACUACAGUAUACACACAUCCAAAACGGAAAUACAAUUUCAUGUGUGUACAUAAAUUGAAUUAACCUUGAAGCACUCGACGAUAUGAGCGAAUAAAAACCAGAAAAUCAACAGAACUUUUGCCGGCAAGCGAGCUGUGUACACAACCGUAUAUAGUAUAUAUAGUGUGUAUAUACUACUGUCUGUCCAAAAUGACUAAUGGCUAAAUUGCUUUGGGCCCCAUUCAUACCACACACUUACAUAUACAGACAUUCUAUGCUUUUUUGACAAUAGCCAAAAAGCCGACAGUACAAAAUGAAAUGUGCAUUAUUAAAUAAAUAAAGAAAUAAACAAUUAGUUAACCAGAACUAUAUAUAGCAAAAAUGUAUAGUGUUUCCAGAUGUACACUAUAAACUACAUAUAUCGGCAAUCUCUAUUUA
Messenger RNA from Drosophila innubila, 3494 nucleotides. RefSeq names its product calpain-B. The transcript is spliced from 2 exons. Gene Ontology annotation, molecular function: calcium ion binding; calcium-dependent cysteine-type endopeptidase activity. Gene Ontology annotation, biological process: proteolysis. Bases 169 to 2943 code for a protein of 924 amino acids. Lineage: Eukaryota; Metazoa; Arthropoda; Insecta; Diptera; Drosophilidae. Gene Ontology annotation, cellular component: cytoplasm. The record is from RefSeq and is a predicted model, not a curated record.